This is a messenger RNA of Mirounga angustirostris (Northern elephant seal), 228 nucleotides long. Its product is annotated as heat shock factor-binding protein 1-like. The record is from RefSeq and is a predicted model, not a curated record. Gene Ontology annotation, cellular component: cytosol; nucleus. Gene Ontology annotation, molecular function: transcription corepressor activity. Lineage: Eukaryota; Metazoa; Chordata; Mammalia; Carnivora; Phocidae. Gene Ontology annotation, biological process: cellular heat acclimation.
AUGGCUGAGACUGACCCCAAGGCCUUGCAGGAUCUCACCUCAGUGGUGCAGACACUCCUGCAACAGAUGCAAGAUAAAUUUCAGACCACGUCUGACCAGGUCAUUAGAACAAUUGAUAACAUGAGCAGUUGCACUGACGACCUGGAGAAAAACAUUAGCGACCUCAUGACAUAGGCUGUGAAAGAGCUGGAGGGUGAAAACAAGAUCCCUUCCACACCAAAGAGUUGA